Mya arenaria is the source of this 1359-nucleotide messenger RNA. RefSeq lists its product as uncharacterized. The transcript has 4 exons. The record is from RefSeq and is a predicted model, not a curated record. Gene Ontology annotation, molecular function: chloride channel activity. Bases 127 to 1284 code for a protein of 385 amino acids. Gene Ontology annotation, cellular component: endoplasmic reticulum; membrane. Lineage: Eukaryota; Metazoa; Mollusca; Bivalvia; Myida; Myidae.
UCUUGAAAAGAUUUCUUGUCAGGAUAUGCUGUGCGUUACUCUUUUGAACAAUCAUUCUUAAGGCUUACCCGUUGAGUUUAUCGCCGUUUUGGCUAACAAGCACGGACCGCUGAGAAAACAACAAACAUGGCGCCGGAUAGAUUGUUUUCAAAAUCCUCAACACGACUUCUAUUUUUUGGACUGUUUCUAAGUCUUUUCGUGUUAUACAUUGGGAUAAAAAUAAACAGUGUUGUUUCUUCUUCAAAACUUGAAACCCAAAGCAGCUGGUGGUCAUGGCUUUUUGCAUUCAGAGAAAGAUCAACACUGUCGCUGACAGAUCCACAUCUCUACAGUUAUCUUAGUACUGCCAUACAAGAUGACCUAGCUAGUAUAUGGAGAAUGUGCUGUGAUGUUUUUGAUAGUCUUGUGACUUCAAACAGUGCAGUGUUCAAUGAUUUCCGAGUUUUAAUGGUGUUUCUAGCAUCUCUUUCAAUAAUACUCCUCAGCAAUGUGGUGUUUUGUUAUGGAUUCAUGAAAAAAUCAAAGAAAAAAAACGACCAAAUGAAAAACUGCGGCACUGGUGAAGGUGAAACAUGUAGCUUACAGUGUACAAAGAAUCCUUCUUCCAAUGAUAGACUACACAAGAAUAUGUAUCGGUACAGCACAAAGAAGUAUGUGUCUCGUUGGCUUAUUGGUGUAGGAUUUAUGUGUUUCUUGCUCAGUAUACCUUGGGAAUUUGUCCGUCUGUACCAAUCAAUGGUUGCAGAAAAAGUCACACAGAUGAAUACCGGAAUACCAGUAGAAUGCAUGCCAGAUCAGAUGACCAUUCUCCAGUCUGUUCAGUCCUGGUUGCGAUGGCAUUUCUCAUGGUCACCAGACCCCUGUCUUCAGUACCACAAAGCUCUUCUUGUAGAUCCAGUGUGGCAUGUCUCACCUCUAAUGGUUCUGUCUUCGGCGUUUUCCCAUUGCAUUCUUCAUCCAUGUGAACUCCUGCUGGGCGGUCUUGGAAGAAGUUUGCGAGUUUUCUUCAGCGAGAUUCCAUCCCCUUGGCAACUUCCAUUACUCAUCAUAAUCGUGUGUUUCCUGCUGCUCAUUGUUAUUAUGUGUUUUGGGUACAGGCUACAUCUGCCUCUGUUGUUCAAGAUAGAACCCAAAACACCAGUGUAUAUUCAAGUCCACAGACAGAAGAAAUAUGUUAAACUUAGGGAGCAACAGUUGAACUUUUCAAUAGAGUCGAGCCCGUCUCAAAAUUAUUCGGAUACUUUUUCAAACAGUACAGAUUAUUCUGAUGAAAGUCAGAUGUGAUAAUGACUGUAUGGUUUUCAUCAGUUCUGUGAAAUUGGAUGGUGUCAUAUUGUAUUUUUACUUGUUUUCAAUAAA